UUCACCACGUUGAUUAUAUUGUUCAAACACUGCUUCAGAGCAGAAAGGCGACCUGCGCCAGUUCCGGUUUAUAUGCCACAAAAAUCCUAAUUUCGUACAAUGACGGUCAAGUGACAUGGUACAUUCUGUCAUGUUCACGUGAAUAAUCCAGCUAGUCAAAGGCACACAUUCGAGGGUAAAGCCAGCGAAAAUGGCUUCUGACCUCCCAUCUGAGUUUGACGUGGUCGUGUUAGGAACAGGACUUCCUGAAAGCAUACUUGCUGCAGCAUUUUCACGUAAUGGUUACAAAGUCCUGCACAUCGACAGGAAUGAUUUCUACAGUGACACAUGGGCAUCGUUUAACACUGGAGGUAUUGACAAAUGGAAAGUACGGAAUGAGGCAGCAGAGCAGGAAAAUGAAAAGCAGGACAAGAAAUCCCCCGAGCUGAAAGAUGGUGAGAGGGUCAUUUCAAUGCCUGGAUUUCCAACAGAUACAAGUAAAAUCAAAGUGCAAUAUCAUGUUGCUGAAGAAAUUGACACCACAGAGAUCAUUGCAGCUGAGACUGGCGACGGUCAAGAAACUUGUGCUUCACCAGAACAACUUCCUCAGUCUGAUAUUGAAGGUGAAGGACAGUUUGAUGACAAGAAAGAAGUAGAGCCAUCUGAAACACCUAAAGAACAGGAGCAAGCUGAGAAGAAAGAAUCCAAGCCAGCCCAGAAAAUCUGGACAGCUAAUGAAAUAAAGGAAAACUGGCGGAGAUUCAACCUUGACCUUGCACCGAAAGUUUUGUACUGCAGCGGACAGAUGGUGGAAUUGCUGAUUGUUUCCGAUGUUGCAAAAUAUUGUGAGUUCAGGACUGUCAGUCGAAUGCUCACACUCCUCAACGGUCAGUUAGAGAAAGUGCCAUGUUCGCGAGCUGACGUUUUCAGUAGCAAGAAGGUGUCAAUGCUGGAGAAACGGAUGCUGAUGAAGUUUCUCACUUUCUGUGCUGAAUAUGAAAAAUAUGCUGAUCAGUAUCAAGACUAUGCUGAAAAACCCUUUUCUGAGUUUUUGAAUUUCAAGAAGCUGACGCACAACACUCAUCACUUUGUUUAUCACUCCAUUGCUAUGGCAACAGAGGCAACAACAACAGAAGAAGGAUUGAAGAAUACUAAGCACUUUCUGCAGUCUCUUGGUCGUUAUGGAAACACAGCAUUCUUGUUUCCAUUGUAUGGAAGCGGAGAAAUACCACAAGGUUUCUGUCGUCUGUGUGCUGUGUUUGGUGGCGUGUACUGCCUGCAUAUGUCAGCCACUGAUAUCAUUGUAGACCAGGACAACAAGUGCUGUGCAAUACACACAACAGAGGGACAGAGAAUCGAAUGCAAGCAUCUUAUCCUUGGACCAUCCUACAUUCCUGAUACACUGAAGGACAAAGCUUCUGAUUCAAAAAUCUCUCGUGCCAUUUUGAUUACUAACAAGUCUGUUCUGACUUCAGAAAAUCACGAACUUUCCAUGUUACACCUCCUGCCAGAAGAUGAUCCAGCUCGACCAAUCACCAUUUUGGAAUUACCCCCAUCAUCGAUGGUUUGUCCGAGGGAUUCGUUCGUUGUCCAUUUAACUCGUACAGGAAGUGGUGACCCUGAAGCUGAUCUUUUGCCGGCCAUCAACAACUUUUUUGGUUCAGAGCAGACGGAUGAAAAACCAUGCAUCUUGUGGUCAGUGUUCUACAGCCGGGACGAUCAGUCAGACGUGACACCUUCAAGUUCAACUCCAUCAAACGUCUACCUUCUGCCAGGCCCAGGGACAGAGAUAGAUAUGGAUGAUAUUGUCCUUCAUGCCAGGAAAAUAUGGGAGAAGAUUUGUCCCGAUGAAGAGUUCCUUCCUAAGCCUCCCAACCCUGAAGACAUCAUCUAUGUGGAUGACGCAGAGACAAGGGUGGGCGAGGGAACAGAGAAUGCGUUUGAAGAUGCAGAUGAGAAACCCAAAUCUGAGGAAGAGGCUGAAGAGGGUACUGGGUCUGAGAAGAAGAAAAUUGAAGAAGAGGGUGAGGUGAACAAAAAGUCUGGGGAGAUGUCGAGUGAUGUGGAAAAGGUUUCCACGGAAGAUGGUGAGAAAGCCGAGUCACGUGUUCAGGUGAAGGGGGAACAUGAGAGUGGUCAAACUGAUCUGGACUUGUGCAAUAAGCUGGAACAGACCAAUAUCAGUUAGUUAUAAUAAGGGUGAGUAGUUAGCCCAGUAGUUUGCCAAACCUAACUGCUGGCACACCAUUAACUAUGUAAUCUUCCAUAGAGGUUGGGUAGCCUCCCUAAAUUCGAGAGACUACCUACGCUAAUGACGUCACAAGGGUAAUGCCCCUCCCUCCCAUGUGUUUAACUAGGUCACAGUUCACGGAUAUAGCAUCCCCUUUGUUCUGGUAUAGCAUGGGUCGGCACCAUGAUAAACAAAAACCCCAAGUCAUCCACUUGUAUAAGGGGACCAGCACAUGUGAAUGUAAACUAUUUGGGCGAAAUAAACAACAACAAUAUACAACUUC
Haliotis rubra (blacklip abalone) is the source of this 2492-nucleotide messenger RNA. RefSeq names its product rab proteins geranylgeranyltransferase component A 2-like. The record is from RefSeq and is a predicted model, not a curated record. Gene Ontology annotation, cellular component: nucleus; Rab-protein geranylgeranyltransferase complex; cytosol. Gene Ontology annotation, molecular function: GDP-dissociation inhibitor activity. Lineage: Eukaryota; Metazoa; Mollusca; Gastropoda; Lepetellida; Haliotidae. Gene Ontology annotation, biological process: vesicle-mediated transport; intracellular protein transport; small GTPase-mediated signal transduction.